Ilex paraguariensis (yerba mate) is the source of this 1180-nucleotide messenger RNA. NCBI's taxonomy places the organism in Eukaryota, Viridiplantae, Streptophyta, Magnoliopsida, Aquifoliales, Aquifoliaceae. The record is from the annotation of a GenBank genome assembly.
AUGGAGAAGAUUAAGGGAACAGAUUGGCAAAAGAGAAAUAACCAAAUUUUAAAAGAAAAUCAGGAAAACAAGGACAAGAUUGGGGGACCAUUUGGAAAUAAAAAGCUGGAAUUUGAGAAACUUAAUGGGGUGACAGAAGGAAUUCAUGGAGAAAAUAUAGGUGAGGCAAUUUCACAGGAAAGCAAAGGGAUACAUAGCAAAAAUGGGGAAAAUGCGCGUAAUGUACCAGAGGUCAGACAAGUUGGUCGGAAGAAAGGUAGAAGACAAGGAAACAGAGAUGCGAGGAAUGGUCACGAGUUUGUUGGAGUUGGUAAGCCAGUUGGGGACCAGAAUGAAAGGAUAAAUGGAAAGCGCCUGGGAGGAGGAGUUGAAAGCUUAUUAGCAGAAGAGGAGCAGAAACUCGAGUUAGGCAAAAAUGAAGUAUUGCAAGGAGCUAGAUUUAAGGUUCCUAUAGCUACAGAUGCACCUGAGGAUCUUAGCUUGGAAGGGGAUGCAAAUAUGAUCAAUUCAAAUGCAGCUGAAAGAGGAAUUUCUAAUGACAGUGAUCUCAAUGUGGCCGAUGACAGAAAUGCAACCAUUGGCCACUCCAACAGUGCAGUUCACAAAACCCCUGAAGGUGAGAAUGAGAAGGCGACAGAUAGCUCUUCAGGUGAAAAUGAAGAUUUCCUGAAGCUACCUGUUUCAUCAGGGAAACCUGUGCCCAAACAUUCUGAAAUUGCUUCCGAAAUGGAGGCGGUAAUUCCUCCAAAGGUGCUGCUCAGCGAGGAGAAACUAUGGGAACAGAUUAACUCGAUGCGAAUAAUUGUUGGUUACAGAGCUGCACGUCAUCCAACUUGUGUGGAUGAAUUAAAGGCGCUCUACAUCUUUACUGGAGUGGAGCCACCACAAUCUUUUGAAGAUCCUGGUGAUCUUCUAGAAGUCAAUGAGAAGCUUCAGUUUCUCAUGUCCAUAGUUGGAGUGAAGUAGAUUAUCAAUGUCGUACCUACUUGACAUGCUUGAUGUUUUUGAAACGUUAAGUUUUUGAGAUGUUUUGCUAUGAAUAUGAUCUUUGUCAUGGGCAUCGUUCACCGAAUUCUUUCAAUGUUAAAGGGUAUGGUGAUGUAGGACGCUUUUAUUUUAGUAUGCUGGUGUCAUUUGAAACCAGCCUGAAUAAGUUGGCCUUAAUCUGUGAGUACCCAAG